This is a messenger RNA of Fomitopsis serialis, 2683 nucleotides long. RefSeq lists its product as uncharacterized. Lineage: Eukaryota; Fungi; Basidiomycota; Agaricomycetes; Polyporales; Fomitopsidaceae. The annotation marks the transcript as partial. The record is from RefSeq and is a predicted model, not a curated record. The transcript is spliced from 9 exons.
GCGUCGAUAUGUGCCCAGCCGCAUUGAGCUGACCUCUCCUAAAACUCGACAUCCUUUUGACGUUCCUGUGGGUGUGCCGGAACCACGCAUGUAUGAGCCUCUGUCUCCGUACGGCGAAUACGAACGGGAACUCCACUCCACCAGGCCCGACACAUUCUCGGGGAAAUUCCCUGAUCGCUGGCGAAACAUAUCUCUUGUUCUCGAGGCGAAGAGCACAGAGAGAGUUGAUCCCAUGCGAUACCACUCGAAGGCGAACAACGAAUCACUGGUACAACUGUCCAAGAGUGCACGCAAUGUCCUGUUCGCACAGAGUAGGCUGUUCGUCUUUGCCAUCGGCAUCUAUGGCACUAAGGCGCGCAUCUAUCGGUUCGACCACGCCGGAGCCGUUUGCUCAGAAGCAUUCGAUUACGCGGCUGCACAUGGGGCGUUCUCCACGAGAUGCGACGUCGUCGGAGCCGAUCCAACUGUUCGCCUUGAGCAGUUGCGUGCAGGGGGCGUCACCCAUGACAACGAGACGUUAAAGGCAUGUCGUUGGAUCACCGUCAAGGGAUCGAAGGGGCAAGAGGACAAGAGGUAUCUCCUCUACGAAGUGGUCUUUGCGAAUACGCGUCUCUUCUCCCGCGCCACGACAGUAUGGAAGGCGUUGGAGGUCGACAAGAAGGGCUGGCCGACGAACGUGGAGACUGAUGCGGAGGGUCGGCCAUGUGGAGUGCAGGUCAUCAUCAAGGAUUCCUGGCGGCAGCUGGCGCGCAAGCCUGAGCUAGAAUACUACAGACAGAUUUAUGGACACAUGGCGUCGCGGCUUAUGCAGUCCGACCUCAUGAUGGACGCAUCCGACGACAUUCUUGAGGAGGUGGUCAUGAAGGCUUGGGGCGGAGCGUGGCAUGUGCUGGCGGAAAUUAUUGUCGGCAAUGACCUUGGCACAGAGGACCUCCAACUGGCUGCCGAGGAGCGAGUCGGUCAGCAGACGUGCUCCGGUGAACAGCAAGUGAAAGGAUCUCACCAAUUAUUCGAGCGAAGCCACACGAGAAUCGUCUCAAAAUCGGUUGGUACGCCGCUAUCGGGCUUCCAGAGAACGAGGGAGAUGGUGCAAGCACUACGUGACGCAAUUUAUGGCUUCCUCCACGAUCUCGACCAUGCCUUCAAUUGGAUGGCACAUCUGUUCGAUCAAGGCUACGAACAUACGGUCGAGAGCUGGGAGCAAUACGUUAAGAAAGCGGAGGGGAUCCCGGGAAGCGGCGGUGGCGACCUAAAGCCUGCUAGCGCAGCCCAUCCAGAGUGCGCGUUACCCUCUUGCAACAACAACCAAGGUAGUCGUCGUCGUGUGCCUGCGCCAAUUGUCAGCAGGAAUGCCCAGAGGGAGUAUCGUGUCGACGUUAUACUUGCCGAGAAGGUUGUGGAGGGCAGCAAUGGAUACGACGGAAAAAACAGCUCGUGGGAACCAUCAGCGAACGUACGGAACUGCGCCGCAUUGGUGAAUUGGCUUGAGCGGCCACCAGAAGAGCGGAUCACGUUGUCAGAGCCAUAUAUGCGGGGACAUCACGUUGCGUCGCUCGAGCCCUAUGAGGCAACAAGUGGAGGUCGAGGCGCCGCUGGAAUCUCGGAAGAGGCAAAGAGAAUGGAAUGUAAAGAGCGUACUGGUACGUUGUAUUUCAUGGCCAUGGAGGUUCUCGAAGGUGAUGUCAUCCACGAUGUCCGUCACGACCUGGAGUCGUUCUUUUGGCUCCUGAUUUGGCUCGUGCUGAGGCACACCGCCUAUGCGCAUCGCGACGGACUCGAUGCGCUGCGUUCGUUGUUCGACCAACCUACCUAUGGAGCCUUGGCGGAUAAGAAGAGGGGCUGGCUUCUGUCGCCUCCAAUGAGCGUGAAAGAUAACAAACCGCUUACGGACCUCAUCACCAAGUUCAAGAGGCUGUGCAAGCUGAACAUGUUCGACGAGGAUAAUCCGUCUGGUUUCAAAUCGUUGACAUAUGGCAGCGUAUUGGAGGUGUUCGACGAGGCACUUGCGCGGCAAGACUGGCCAUCUGGUGACAAGGCAAUCCCGUUUGUCACCCUUGCCGAUCCCAAUCGACCUCAUCUAGCGCGACCUGAGGGCGCCAUUCUGAGCAGCCAGUUGGACUGCUGCGAAUGCCGAAUGCUCCAACCGUCAAACGUCCUCUGGCACGAGGAUCUGGUCCAGCGCCCAUGGCUAUACGAGGACCGGUUCCGGAGUUACGAGAUCUACCUACUGCGUCGGCACGAGCGAGAUCCACUUCGAAGUCCCCCAGUCCCUCUUCAGACGACGCUCCGGGACGAGUGCAGCCCCAUCCUCGGACAUUUUCUGCUGGAUCACUACCACUGCCUUCCGUCCGGAGCCUGGCUCAGGCAGCUCCCGAUAGUCUCUCAAAUACUGAUCACGGCGAGGGUCCGGCAAAUGGUGACCAUCGUACGAGACGGAAACGGUCGCACGAGGAAUCGGAUAGCCACGAAGAUGAGCUUGGACAUUCGAAGCGUUUAAGGACCCGUAUAGUCAGCAGCGGCCUCGUCGUCAAACUGCUCGCAGGUGAUCUCGUCCGUCUUAGGUGAGGUCAGAUGUCGAGAACUUCCCCGGUCCAGUAACCUGCACUUCGUCUCUGUACAUGUAUCGUGCCCGUCAAUAUAAGACCACUGUAUCCUCCACGCCCACUGGAGUCAGUCACACCGG